UUCCAGUGCUGCCAGCUGUGAUCUUCACCUGUGCUUUACUACACCCACCUUAAAUCAUCUACACUACUGUUACAUCUCAAUCAGAAAACAACACACUGACUAGAUAAACAUAUUCAGACACACAAGACAUUUAUUUUCAAAGCUACACAUAAUAUUCACUAACACACACACUUUCACACACACACAUUCACUCACAUACUAUCUUCCCACAAACACUGUUUAAUUAAUUUGAAACAUAUUUAAAUACAUUUCACAGUUUGUAUUUUCUCUGUUGCUUUGGUCUAGAUAACCUGUUUUUCCUCCCCCAGUUUUCUUCUGUUCUCAUUGUCUUAACAGGAUGCCACGCAAGGGACGACGCUCCGAGGCCGCCAAGAAGAGAUGGAGGACCCUGGACCUGGAGGACCUGCAGGGCAGCCAGCCGGACGUCGCCAAGCCCAGGACAUCCCCACCCACCGCGCAGGCUUGGAUCCCCACCCAGUCUCCGGAGAAGAAGGUGGAGGGAACUCCGACUGAGAGGACCGGGCCGGCCCGUCGCCAGCCCAGGAGAGCCGCCCCCACGUUGGAGGUUGACGCCCCCGCCGAGUCCUCUCCCGUGCCUCUCGAGGACCAUGUCAGGGAUGACAGCUGCCAGGCUUCUUCGUUGGAACCCUGCGCCAGCGGUCCGCCUGUCCAGACUGUGAGGGCCACACAUUGCCAGGCUGACUACAGAUACGAGUGCAUUGCAGUUUUCCGGGACAGAGACGGUAGGUUUGGAGUUUUUGAUUCUCACUCCAGAAACUCAGCAGGCCUGCCCUAUCCUAACGGAACUGCAGUAGUCAUGACUUUUAGCAACCUAACGCUCAUGGUUGAAAAUCUGUACAAACUCUUUGAGAACCGUGGCCCCUAUGCCACGUAUGAGUUUGUACCAGUAUCGUUUGUCAGCGACGACAUUGGCGAUGCCCCUCCUCCGGCCUUGAGCAAUCUGAAUAUUUCACCUGGAUCCACACAAGCAAGCCCAGGUGUUGAGAAACCAGAGAGCACUUCUGAUGAAGAGGAAAUGCCAGCUUGGCUUGCUGAAGUUGGUACUGAUGAAGACUGUGUGAAAAUGAGCCUUCCCAUGAGCAAACUGAUGAACAUGGCCCCAGAUGAAGAGAAUGUUUGGAUGACAGGAUUGCCUGAAAAAUAUCUCGUUUGGAAUGCGUAGCGGAGCGACCCUCAAUCGAUGAAAAUGAAGAACAAGACCCUGUCCCAGAAUACCAAGUUGAUGUCAACAGUGGAGCCAUGCCAGCAAUCGAAAUACCCAAAUUGAGCCCUGAUUUUAUUAGA
Molecule: messenger RNA, 1305 nt
Organism: Girardinichthys multiradiatus
Lineage: Eukaryota; Metazoa; Chordata; Actinopteri; Cyprinodontiformes; Goodeidae
Exons: 5
Coding region: 338-1183 (281 amino acids)
Source: RefSeq, a predicted model, not a curated record